Molecule: messenger RNA, 2189 nt
Organism: Paramuricea clavata
Lineage: Eukaryota; Metazoa; Cnidaria; Anthozoa; Malacalcyonacea; Plexauridae
Source: the annotation of a GenBank genome assembly
CAAAUCAUGAGAACUAUGGCAAACGUUCUUUGGAAUAUCCUGAUCUUUACAGCUUGGUUGGGUAUUACAGCUUCUGCUUUCUCGCAAAAUGACAAGGUGAGCUAAUAUGUGUAUACUCUUAUACAUGUUAGAAUUCAAGUUGUCCUUAAAAUAAUAUUCGCUUGCAUGUGGAUCUUAUUGCACAUCGAUAUACAUGGUUUCGCAACAAAAUCUUUCAAAAGAAUCCUGGCUAUAGGAAAUGUAAUAUAUGUAUUAGUGGACGUCUUUAAGGGAAACGAAAUAAUGUAAGUUUACUUUGUGUUUAAAAUUCGUAGCCGAUGAAGUAAUGUACUAGAGACAAUAGAAGGAGACUGCUAUGUUAACGAUCAAUACAGCCGGCUUGUUAUAAUAUAGCCUACUUAUGGAGAUUUUAUAUAAUUAAUUUCUAUAGCCACUAUAUAAUUUUGCCUAAUGCGCAUGCACGUAAUUAUUAUGCUUUCAUCAUAUUACAUAUAAUUCAACUAUGUGCCAUUUAAAGGUUCAAAAACUAGAACAAGAAAUCAAAAGUCAAGCAAAGAAAAUUCAAAGUCAAGAAGGAACAAUCCAAGGUAGCCAAACCAGACUGUUUUCUGUCAUGCACAACUAAUAGUUUGUCGCUUUAAUUAUUUUUGUUUGCUCAAACUCUGCUGUACAAGAAGGGCGCUUUUUCAACUUUUGGUAUGUUGAUUAUAGCAAAAAUGUAUCCUAUAUCUAGACAUAACAACAUCUAGACAAACAAGUACAUGCCAGACUCUAACAUAAUUUACUCUGCCAAGGCCGGAAUGAUGGAAGUACUUCGGCUUGUCAUUAAUAAGUUCGAAUUCGUGUCAUAAUAUUGGGGAUCUGCAUGUGGGUUAGGAGUUCAAGCCUUGUUUAUCUCUUGAGCUUUAACAGCCUGAAAAACAAAUCAGAAGCGUUGGAACUGAAUUUUGUCCAAAUUACAAACAAAGCCCUCAAACAAAUUUCUUUUCUCUACCAUAGUUGUUGUGUUUUGAAAACACAAAUCUUAUACUGUUUUCUCAAGGAUUUUCGCAAGUGAAAUUUAGAAUUUUCACAUACGAAAUUUGAGUUUCAAAUAUUCUCUCUCGUGCGAAAGUUCAUGUGUUAAAAUUAUAAAACUAUUAUUUCUCAUGGGGACUUGGAACACCGUUCAUAUCGGUAAAAAGUCAUUAUCAUAUGUGAAUUCUCAUUUAUGUUUCACAGGUAUUGUAGACAGCAUUAACCGCUUACAUCCAACAGGAUCAUGUUCAAUUUUGAAACAAAAACGGCCCUCAACUUUGAGCGGAGUGUACAAAAUAUAUCUUAGAGGUCUUACCUCGUCAGUUAAAGUACACUGUGAUAUGAGCUCGAAGAAUGGCGUUGGUGUGACCGAAAUUGGACAAGACAGUGAAUCAAGAACACGUGUGAAUGGAUACGAGGCUCCUGGUUCUUACAACCGUACGAUCAAGUACGAUUUACCGAUGGAACAGAUUGUUGCAAUUAUACAACAAUCCCAGUGGUGCGAGCAGUUUAUCAAAUAUGAAUGUUAUCAUAGCAAGAUGUGGAUCUAUUCCCAACCUUACAGUUGGUGGGUCUCGCGAAAAGGCGCGAAGAUGAAUUACUGGGGCGGAGCAGCAGUCGGCAGUGAAAAAUGUGCAUGUGGAAUGACCAACAGCUGUGCAGGAGGUGAACGGCGAUGUAACUGCGAUAAAAAUGACUUUAGAUUGCGAGAAGACAGUGGAUACUUGCGGGAUAAGGACACAUUGCCUGUUACUGAGCUGAGAUUUGGAGAAACCGGUAGUAGCUCCGAGUAUGGAUAUCACACGCUGGGAAAACUACGAUGUUGGGGUUAAUUGAUAAAAUUUACUCUAUAAUACACCAGUUUAAGGUACAGAUUAUGUAGCAUUAGUGAUGGCCUAUACAGUAUUCUACUUUAAUUAUAUGUUGGAAUAUUUAGAACAAUUUAUUCACUCUCAUUAACGGUUUUGAUUAAAUAAUAUUCACUUGUACAAUGCAUAACAUAAUAUAGCGAUUCAUUUUACAAUCUAAUAGGUGGAACAGGAGACAGUCUAAAGAAUAAUGUAGGAACUUUCAAAUGUAAAUUAUGUAAUCUUCUUAGAAAAAUCUAUGUUGGCGUGAAAGUAUGGUCAUAUUAAAUGAUAAAAUGUAAUAACAUUAGUGAUAGUUUGCAG